This is a messenger RNA of Polyodon spathula (Mississippi paddlefish), 4327 nucleotides long. RefSeq names its product FKBP prolyl isomerase family member 15a (gene fkbp15a). NCBI's taxonomy places the organism in Eukaryota, Metazoa, Chordata, Actinopteri, Acipenseriformes, Polyodontidae. Gene Ontology annotation, cellular component: growth cone. The transcript has 30 exons. The record is from RefSeq and is a predicted model, not a curated record. Gene Ontology annotation, molecular function: peptidyl-prolyl cis-trans isomerase activity. The coding region runs from base 146 to 3865 and encodes 1239 amino acids.
AGGGAAGUUGCACCGCUAAUCGGCCUGAAUCUGGAUAGCCUCUAGUGCUAAAUAGGGCCGAUCCGAUCCGGGUCGGAACCGGUAAGCAGUAUUGUAAAUUCAGUGGUUCUAGAAAGUCGAGCGAGGAGAGAGCGGCGAGGGGAUCAUGUUUGGGGCUGAAGAGGACGAUGGGGAUUUUCUGUCUCCCUCGGGAGGGGCGAAACUGGCCUCUCUCUUCGGACUGGACAAAGCUACCGCUCAGGGGAAUGAGUCCUUCCAGUACACAGCCCCGAAACAGCCCAAGAAAGGAUCCGCCAGCACAGCCACGCCCUCCCAGAAGUCAACCCCGCCUCCCGGUGUUCCUGCUGUCCUAUUGGCCACCGUGGUCCACGCCUACCGAUAUGUGAACGGACAGUACACGAAACAGGGGAAGCUGGGAGCUGCGUUGCUGGGGAGCCACACGUCCAGGGAGUACAAGAUCCUGCUGUACGCGAGUCAGCAGAAGCAGGUGACGACAGCCAGGAUCCACCCAGGAUUCCUCUUCACGGUCCAGCCCAGCAACUACGGCACCUUCUACGAUGACCAGCGGCAGAACUGGUCAGUCAUGUUCGAGUCGGAGAAGGCAGCGGUGGAUUUCUGUAAAGAGGUGUGCAUGGCGAAGUGGAACAGCGCCCCCUCUCUGGAGUCAGUGGUAACGCAGGACCUGGUGCUGGGGGAGGGUCAGGCUGUGGAGCGUGGGGACUCGCUGGAGGUGUCCUACACUGGCUGGCUGCUGCAGAACCACACCAUUGGCCAGGUGUUUGACUCCAACGUGAACAAAGAGAAGCUCUUGCGACUCAAGCUGGGAGCUGGGAAAGUGAUCAAGGGCUGGGAAGAGGGCAUGGUUGGGAUGAGGAAGGGGGGCCGGCGGCUGCUCGUGGUGCCCCCCAGCCUGGCGUAUGGAGCACAGGGGGUUUCAAACUGCAUCCCCGGGGACAGCACCCUCAUCUUCGAGGCAGAGAUCCGCAGGGUGAAGUUCGUGAAGGACGCCGGACUGGACCAGCUCAGUUUGGGCUCUCAGGACUCUGCAGCCUCCUCCCCUGCUCCGAGCAUCGAGAGCCUGGGUUACGAACUGCCAGGACAGCCCCCUGCCAGCGCUGCACCUCUCAAACCCGGGGAUCCUCCUACCCGUGCAAAAUCCAACUCCCUGAAUGAGCAGCAGGCGCAGAACCCAGACCACACCAAGGCUAAGCUGAUCUCCCGCAUGGCCAAGAUGGGUCAGCCGAUGCUCCCCUUCAUCACGGGGGCCCUGUCCUCCCAGCCGGACUCCAGCGACUCUGAGAUAGAGGACCCCAGUGUGCCCAGAAUGAGGAACCAGCCCCCUGCUGUAGCCCCGCAGCCUGUCCAUAUGGCAGCCCACCCAGUUGCCACGCAAGGUCUACCAUUUCGCCCCAUAGUGCCUCAGCAGCUCCAAUCUGGGCUCCCAGCAUCCUCUACUGCCCUGCUGCCCGUUUCCAUGACCACCGCACAUCCCCAGCCAGUCAUGCCAGGCUCUGCCCACGCGUUCCAGCCCUACUCUUACCCGCAGACCACUGUGUCCACCUCCCAGCUUCAGCCAGUCGGACAGAUGUACCCAGCUCAGCCGAUGCCUUACCAAGCGUCCGGGGAAGUCACAUCCUUCCUGAUGACCGAGGCACGACAGCACAACACCGAGAUCCGAUUGGCUGUUGGAAAGGUUGCCGAUAAGGUCGACCAGUUAGCUUCCAAGGUUGAUGACCUGCAGAAGCAGGGAGGGGCCUCUCUGGGACUGUCCUCCGUCUCCAUGGAAACAGCCAUGAUCAUGCACAACAUCCAGAGGAUCAUCCAGGAGAACGAGCGUCUGAAGCAGGACGUGUUCGACAAGAGCUCCCGACUCGAGGAGCAGAACAAGAAGAUCAGCGAGCUUAUCAACCAGAACCAGAGGUAUGUGGAGCAGAGUAACCAGCUGCUGGAGCAGAGGAACGACUCCCUAAAAUCAACCGGCGAGCAGACCCAGGCCAGAGUGCUGCAGGCCGAGCAGGACAAGCAUGCACUGCCACUGGAGAGGGGGUGGGACCAGGUGAAGGUUACAGAGGAGCUCUCUGCCUGCACAGCCCGAGUCUCCCAGCUGCAGCUCCAGCUGUCCGAGCAUCAGAAGAAGGAGAUGGGGCUGCGGACUCAACUGAGCACCGCCCUGCAGGAUGCUGAGAGGCAGGGGAGCCAGACCAGCACCCUACAGGCUCAGCUCGCAGAGCUGAGGGAGGUGUCGGAGAGCGCUCAGUCUCAGUACCGUACGGAGAAGCAGAGCCGCAAGCAGCUGCAGCUCCGAGUGAGCGGACUGGAGGAGGAGCUGGGAGACCUGCGGACUGAGAAAGAGGGGCUGGAGAAGACCCUGGCGGACAGGAAGAGGAAGUGGGCCCUGGAGAGGCAGCGCUAUGAGGAGGAGGCGGAGGAGCUGCGCAGGUCCAGCCAGCAGGAGAUGGAGAGCGUGAGAGCGCAGCUGAAGAGAGCCAGGAACAGCACUGACCAGGCGGCCGCUGAGCAGCUGGCCCUGCUCCAGGCUGAGCUGGAGGCGGAGUGGCAGGGGAAGUGUGAUCGCUCACUGGCCGCAGUGAAGGAGCAGCACUCCCGGGAGCUGGCCUCGGUGACGGAGCAGAGAGACAGCCUGCAGGAGAGAGUGGCUCAGCUCCAGGGCAAGCUGUCUGCGCUGAAGCAGUCCCGUGAAGCCGAAGAGCAGAGGCUAAUGCAGCAACAAGAGCAGGGAGAGGAGCUGCAGGCACUGAGGGGGCAGUAUUCUGUCCUGCAGCAGCGCGCAGGGCUGAUGAAGCAGCAGUUGGAAGCCCGGGUUCGAGAGCUGGAGAGCAGGGAGGUGGAGCAGCCCGGCACUGGGAGGGAUGAGGACACUGCCGGGGAGGUGAAGCGGGUGAUGAACGGGGUGUUCCAGUCUCUCCGAGGGGAGUUUGAUCUGCAGGAGUCCUACACUGGGAAAGCAGUGCUGGCUGUCAUUGUCAACACCAUCAAGACGGUGACGCUGCAGCUCCUGACUCAGCAGCAGGACUCUGUCUCGGGGAGGAGCGAGAGCGAGGAAGAGGAGGAGCAGGAAGAGGAGGAGCCAGAGCAGGAAGCAGCGUCUCGGGGGAAUGGGUUGGAACCAGAAGCGUACCUGGAAGAGGAGGGGCUGAAGCAGGAAGUGCACGAGAUUAAACAGGAAGUAAAGCCUGAGCAGGUGGCGAAGGUGGGUGAAGCCAAACAGGAAGUGCAGGUAGAGGAGGAAGAAAAGGAAGAAGCCACAGCAGGAAGGGCAGCCAAAGAGGAUGUGGAAUCUGAAGAGGAGCCCCCUCAGCUUCCUGUUCCUGUGAUGAGCUCAGGGGGCGGGCUAGCUGAAGGGCAAGGCGCUGUUAGGCUGGAGGAAGCCCAGUCAGAGGAGGGAGCGACAGCCAGAGAGAGCCCAGGGGCUGAAGUGGCCGAGUCUGGGGAGAAGAUUGCAGUCUCGCUUCCUACUGGUGAACCAGAACAAGUGGCUAGUCCUCUGUGGCAGGAGGGAGAGACGGAGAGGGCCUCCACUCCCCCCUCCUCCCCGCUCGCUGUCACACAGGGCCCCCCUCGCCACCCACCACCACUGCCAGACCUCGACGAGCGUCCUGAGACAGAGUGGGGCAGCAGGGGGUACCCACACUCUGCACCUAGCCAGCAGCAGAGCAAGGACAGACCCAGGAUUCCCGAGGGCCGCGGUGAGGGUGAUGAAGACCUCUUCCGCAGCGCCGCCCCGACCAAGCCACCACCGCCCCCGGAGGAGGAGGAAGACGAGCUGAGUCUGAAGGGCCGCCCCCCUCCCGCGCCUCUCUUUGGGGAGGAUGAGGACGACGAUGAUCUCGAUUGGCUGGGCUGAGCCAACAGGAAGGGAUGCAGCAGGCAUGGUCGUGUGACUCCACCAUGCGAUUUAACAGCCAUUUCCUGUUUCUGGAGUCAUGUGAUUAAUUAACAAGCAAGUCAAACACACACAGGAGUCUAGACCUCCACAUGCCUUUAAAAUAUAGAAGUCACAUUUAUACUGCAGGCUACCCACACAACACAGCAAGAGUUAGGAGUCGGUUCUGUCAGUCAUAGAACCUGGAACUGAACUGCUAGCGGCUCACUGAGCUCUGCAUGGGAACCCUGCGCCAUGCAAACCAGGUUGCAAAUCAGUUUUAAACCAGCCUGGGAACAGUGUGAAGUCUGCUGGAGCCGGCCUGCUGUGGAAGUCAAUGAGACUGGACUGGUUUGUUUUUCAGAUCUGAGAUAAACCAGGUGACCAAUCAGCUGCCUGUCCAGUAACUAGACAUUAAAACGAUUAACGCUAAAUCCAUUAAAA